This is a messenger RNA of Penicillium malachiteum, 1464 nucleotides long. RefSeq lists its product as uncharacterized. The coding region runs from base 1 to 1464 and encodes 487 amino acids. Lineage: Eukaryota; Fungi; Ascomycota; Eurotiomycetes; Eurotiales; Aspergillaceae. The transcript has 3 exons. The record is from RefSeq and is a predicted model, not a curated record.
AUGAGUACCAAAGAGCGACUCCUGCGUCUGACCUCGGCGCAUUACAGAAAGGACGGCUGCUCGGAACGCGACUGUCACUUUUUCGGGACAAUUGCUCACGCAAAGGAAGUAGCAACUCUUCAUUCCAGCAAGGGUCUUGUCUUGUAUCAUCAGGUAUUCUCAACGAAAGACACGAGAGACGGCCUCGAGCGCUUCAAGAGCGAACUGGGUGCUGAAUGGUCCAUUGAGGAUCACGAUUUCACCGUCGAACUCUAUGUGCGUGAUCUUGAAACCCUGCGCGCAAUCGCAUAUGAUCCGAUUCGCCAGACCUUUCCUGAGAAGGAGGCUCCGUAUCUCAGCGAGCGUCACGUGGUCGCCAGCCUCGCCUGGGUCGAAGUCUUUGUUCAAGAGGGCCGUGUUGUUGGCUUGGGCGAGGACGGAGUGUCGGCUUACAAACCCUCCUUUGAAGAAAUUGUUGCACCAGAAGGUCCCCCUAAGCAAGAUGCUGAAAUAGGACUUGAGUUAAAAUUCAUAUCAAACCUGCCAUGCGCGCUCAGUACAUGUCCAAUGCUGGAGAAUCCAACGACAGCCACCUGGUCAGGGCUGACUUUUGUCGACCUUGACUCAGGGUUCUCGUCAUCCUGCGCCCUGUCUAAUGCUUCUCCUACAGCCGACCCCUACCUACAAUCAGGGAAUGCCGCGAACACUUGGCAGUAUCGAUUCAACGAGGAGUGGGCGAUGCUGUCUGCAGAACAACAAUCACCUCCAGACGAUGGAAUGAUGCGACCUUGCGCCGGUAUUCCUAGGCCCAAGUCCCAAGAAACACAAAAUUUGCGACUCUCUACUAUUCGUGGGCUCUCAGAUCUCAACGUUGAAAUGUUUACACUUUCCUCCACGAUACCUAAGCCUCCAGCUUGUAUAUCACAGCCUCAUAGCUGGAAAGAGAAAGACUUCGCGAUUGACAAGACUUUCCAGCUAUCACAGCGUUUGAUAGAAGUCCUUGACAAGCUAUACCCGGGAAAUUUAGGGUCUAAUGGUUGCACCAUUAAACCUUCACGGGAAGAUGAAUUGCCAGUGUUUGCUCCGAAUGACUCUCCAUUCGAUCAGUCAUCUUUCUUGCUCAUACUUUCAUGCUAUCAGCGUCUCAUUGAAACCUACCAUGAUAUUUUCGGAAAUAUGCAAGCGUGCUUGGACCGCUCCACGAUAACGGCGCGCGAAGAUUAUGUCCAGAUGCCUGACAUGAAAGUCGGGUCCUUCUCUGUACCUGAUUCCUCCGCGCUGCAGAUCACUAUGAUCUUACAACUAUCUAGGCACCUGUUGCGUCGGAUGGGCACCAUUAUCAAGUCCCUUAAGACGAAUUACAACGGUGGUGGCACAGAUGAUCUGAUGUCUCUUACGUUUCGGGCGGUGAAUAACAGAGAGGAUGAGUUGAUCGAGACGAUUAAUAAUCUUCGAAAUAGCCUUCUUUCAUUGGACAUACUGUAG